Molecule: messenger RNA, 3123 nt
Organism: Salvia hispanica
Lineage: Eukaryota; Viridiplantae; Streptophyta; Magnoliopsida; Lamiales; Lamiaceae
Product: putative disease resistance RPP8-like protein 2
Biological process (GO): defense response to other organism
Molecular function (GO): ADP binding
Source: RefSeq, a predicted model, not a curated record
UCGUUUGUCGAUACACGUUGAUUGCAAAUUCAGUAUACCAAUUGCAGCUCAAAUUUCCAAAUCCCACCACCACCACCACCACCACCACCUACCACCGUCACCAACUUCUUCCUCUUCACCUCCAAAAACUGCAUCCUACGAUUUGCAACUUAUCCCUCUUCAAUACCACCACAGACUCUCCACUAUUACGUCUAGCACCACCUCUUAGGUGAUGGCAGCUUUUGGUGCUGCCGUUUCUCUCAAGAACACGAUUCAGGAUAUUCUACAAUCAUCUCGCAUGUCGCUGGUUCCUCCCUCUCCUGAGAUCUUACGAUCUGCCUAUGAUGCUAUGUGUUGUUUGCAGAAAGUUCUGCUAAAAUUGGACGAGACCGGCUACAGCAAGAUCAGAACGAAGGUGAAUGCUUUGGAUGACCGAAUCAAAGAGGUCAUAUGGGAAUUUGAAGAUUUACUCGAAUCCCAUUUCUAUGAUCAGAUUCUUCCACAGCUCGAAAGCGACAGGGGUCGCUUGUCUUUCUCUGUUCAUCUGCAGAGUCUGCAGCAGAGUGUUGAUUGCUUCAUCGAGAGGGUGACGGUAAUGGGUGCGGAGUACGAUAUUGAACUGCUGAAUAUGCCUGAAGAAGAAGGUCAACCUAUUUCUUCAAGAAUUGAUUUUCGUGAAAUCAACUCAAAUAUGGUUGGAUUAUCUGACCAAUUUGAAGAAGUCAAGGAUCGUCUGAUCAAAGAUGAAGGGAAUCAGUUUUUAGUUACUGGGAUGGCAGGGGUUGGAAAGACAACUCUUGUUAAGAGAGUAUUUGAUGAUCCAUCGAUUCAGAGACAUUUCGAGCUUCGAGCAUGGGUCAAAGUGGGCAGAAAAUGUGAAUCCAAUGAAACAUUACAGUGCAUUCUAGCCCAAGUGGACCCCAGUCCCGGCACUCACCACCAAAUGCUUACCCAAAGAGACAACGAUGACAACAAGAAAUUACUUGGACUCUUGAAAGAGAGACUGAAGGAUAAGAAAUGUCUCAUUGUGCUAGAUGAUGUAUGGGAACGGGACACACGAUUAAUGGAUAGCUUGCGAGAAAAGAAUGUCCAAAUUUUGCUUACAAGCAGGCUGAGAAUUGAAGAUUCUCCAAUUAUUCGUGUAGUACGUUUGUUGAAUGAAGAAGAAAGUAAGAAAUUACUUGGUGAGAAGGUGUUCGGUGAAAAAGGUUUCCCAACUUAUCUUGAGGAAUUGGGGGAGAAGAUUGUAAAAAAAUGUGAAGGUCUUCCGCUUAUGAUAAUUACAGUUGCAGAUCUCCUGACAAAAGCCAACAAGAGUAUAGCCGAAGAGCUCCUAAAUCGAGAAGUGCUUAACAAGAGUAUCCAUGAAUACUGGACUGAGGUAGCCGAAAAACAACAUAGUUCAGUCUUUGAGGAUGCAUAUAAUAAAAUAUCUGAGGUAUUUUACCCAAGCUAUGACUACUUGACUCAAGUUUUCAAAAUGUUAUUUCUCUAUUUGGGAGCUUUCCCCCCAUAUAGCAAUAUUACUAUACAUGAGCUCAUAUUUUAUGUAAAUGCUGAGGGGUUUUUUGAACAAAUUGAGGAACAAACUUUAGAAGAGCUUACGGAUAAAGACCAUGCUUGGGAAUUUCUUUUGAUCGAUUGGAUGGACGUGCUUGCUAAAAGUUAUCAUCUUCUUCUAUUGCAUGCGGAUCAAGAGGAAGGACCGUCUUGGUUUUCAAAUAAAGAUAAAGAUUGUCGUGUGCAUUCUUGCUGGCAGCACUUGUGUAAGAAAGAAGCUAGUAGAAUCAAGUUUUUGCAUGUUUUACAAAGUUGCUAUGAAGUUAUGGAAGGACAACGUCGGUUGUGUGCUCAUUCCAACUCUUUAUUUGCCAUCAAAGAAGUGUAUGAUUCAAUAAAAACUGAUUGUUCAUCCACUGUCCGUUCUCUCCUUUGUCAUGGUCCAAUCCACCCUUAUCCAGUGCCAAUACAUGCCAUGGAUUUCAAGUUGCUCAGGGUACUAAAUGCUACUAGGGUCCGAUUUUAUCAUAUCCCACCUGACAUUCUAAAACUUGUAUGUCUAAAGUAUCUUAGUCUAGCGUGCAACGAAGAGCUCCCUGUAUCCAUGUCCAACCUUUUGCUCCUUCAAUUCUUGAUAAUCACUCCAUAUGUGCACAUUAUAAAGCGUGGAGCUCAGCCAUAUAUGCCAAUGGGAAUAUGGGACAUGCAAAACCUACGAUUACUGAGCGUUGCGGGAAGAGACCUGCCAACCCCCAAUUCUGAUUCUAAUGCUAUUUUGGACAAAGUCUUAUAUGUUUAUGCCGCGGGGACAAAGAGUUGCACUGCAGAAAUUCUCAAAAGAAUCCCGAAUUGAAUGCAUCUAUCAAUUUUUAAUAUGAGGAAGCCUUAUGAUGAAGAUGAUGAUAGCAAUUCAUUGAGUGGCUUGGCUAAUAUCUCAGAGGAACUCCAGAAUUUGUUGAAUUUGACAUAUGUUGUUCAGCAGCCUGAUAUGAAGUGGAAGACUAUGGUUCCUCUUUCAAUGUUCCCCUCAAGUCUUGGAAUUUUGACGUUGAGUGGUUCAGGGUAUCCUUGGCAGUACAUGAACGACAUUGGUUCGAUGCUACCAAAUCUUGAAAUCCUUAAUUUAAAACAUUAUGCCUUUCGAGGCCCAAACUGGGAUAUAGAAUCAAGCUGUUUUUUGAAACUUGGGAUGCUUACAAUUGAAGACACCGAUUUGGUGCAGUGGAGAGCUCAACAUGGAAGUCUCCCAAGGCUUGAGCUCCUAAGCCUACAAUAUUGCUACAAAUUAAAACAUCUUGAUUUGAUGCGUGAUUCUUCAAUGGUCAGACCUACAGUUGAAUUAGUAGACUGCAAUCCCUUAGUUUACGAAUCUGCUGCGAAAUUACCAGAAUCUCUCUAUGCAUUUCAUUUCCACCGUUCUUGGUUAACAGGCAAAUGAGAGAAAUAAUAUGGGUCAGAUGUCGCAUUAUCCCAUCAUUUCAAGUGUAUUAUCAUGUUGUUUCCUGAAUUCAAGGAUAGUGAUUUGUUGGAUUUUGUUGAGAAUUGUGAAACCUGAAUGUUGAAUUAUGUUUGUAAUCAGUUAAAUUUCUGUUAAAACAUUACAUGCUUUUUUCUCUAAUUCAAUAAUCUCUCCGCAUUUAUGCA